This is a messenger RNA of Ilex paraguariensis (yerba mate), 638 nucleotides long. Lineage: Eukaryota; Viridiplantae; Streptophyta; Magnoliopsida; Aquifoliales; Aquifoliaceae. The record is from the annotation of a GenBank genome assembly.
AUAUGAGAAAUGAAAAAAAAAAAACAAAAAAACAAAAACUGUCAGUUACUAAAUGACACCUUAGUUUUUGAGCUUGUUGUUUUCUUCAUUGUCCAACACAAUAAAGAAUUGCUGCCCUAAUGGCUAAUGGCUUCUUGUUGAGGUUGUGUCCAUGUGAGUGUAAAAAAUAAAUUGCUUGCUUUCUUGUUCUUCUGGUCUGAUAGAAUGGGAUUAAGAAUGUACCUUAGAAGCACAGAAUAGUUGCUCUUAAGCAAAUGUUUCCUUCUUUUUUAUUUGCAUACCUUCCUAGGAUUUUGUGUUUUGUUACUAUUCAAGCGAUAAUGCCAAUUGCAAAUUCCAUAGUAUCGCCUCUUGUGGUUAUCUUUGAUGAAUUUGCAGCCCUUGUCACUACAUUUAACCUUGAAAUUGGAAUCACUGGUGCCAUUUUGACAAAGCUUGAUGGAGAUUCUAGAGGUGGUGCAGCUUUGAGUGUUAAAGAGAGACUAACAAUGGGCAAGCCCAUCAAGCCUGUCGGACGUGGGGAGCGCAUGGAAGACCUUGAAGCUUUCUACCCAGAUCGUAUGGCAGGACGCAUAUUAGGGAUGGGAGAUGUUCUAUCAUUUGUGGAGAAGGCCCAAGAAAUCGUGAGUGUUAACUAA